Messenger RNA from Zootoca vivipara (common lizard), 2566 nucleotides. It is a transcript of the gene CIZ1, whose product is annotated as CDKN1A interacting zinc finger protein 1. The record is from RefSeq and is a predicted model, not a curated record. Gene Ontology annotation, cellular component: nucleus. Gene Ontology annotation, molecular function: zinc ion binding; nucleic acid binding. NCBI's taxonomy places the organism in Eukaryota, Metazoa, Chordata, Lepidosauria, Squamata, Lacertidae.
ACCCCAAACACACCCACAAGGUGUCCCGUGAUCGCGGUGGUGGAAACCCACGCAGCCACCCGCACGCGAGCCGCCGCCGCCGCCGGUCCGGAAGCAAUGAAUGGAUCUCCCUCUGGCUGCAGAGCAGCGCCUUUAGCUCCGCUCGCUCCCCUGCUGGAACGGGAGCCUCCUGCGCCUCCGGUUUUGCCCCGGGGUCUCGGGGCGGGAGGGGGCGCGCGUCUCUUUUAACCCCACCUCCCCCAGCCAUGUUCAACCAGCAGCUCCAGCAGCAACUGUUGCAGCUCCAGCACCUCCUUCAGCACCAGCCUCAGCAGCAAGCAAGCCGGUGUGUGAUACCAUCUCAGCAGCAGCAGCAGCAGCAGCAGAUGCUGAACCUGCGGGCUACUAGUCAAGCCUCGCUCCUCAGCGCCAACCCCAUGCUGCAGCGGGCCCUGCUCAUCCACCAGAUGCAAGGUAACUUGAGAGGCUUCAACAUGGCCGCAGCCCCUGUGCUCCAGCAGUUCUUCCCUCAGGCAACAAGACACUCCCUUUUGGGUCCGCCUCCUGUUGGGGUCUCCUUGAAGCCCACUCGCCUGGCUUUCCCUGGGGGCCUCCCUUUUCAGCGGCAGAAUCAGACCUUUCGCAAGGAUUUCUUGAGGACCUCUGAGAGGAAACGGGAGGCGGAUUCUGCAACUUCCUCCUCUCAGGGCCAAGGAGCAGAUGAGAGCCUGCCUGUACUGGAUAUGUCUAUCAUCAAAGAGGGGUCUGAGCAGCCGAAUUCUCCACCUCCAGAGACACUGGCAGAAUCCUCUUCAGCCGGUGAACCGGCAGCCAAGCGGCUCAGAAGGGAAGCUGAGGACACAAUCCCAGAAGAAGCAAUAUGUCUUCAGCAAGUGGAGGAGUCCAACACAGAAUCCCACCUGGAAGAGGCAGACAAUGGGAAAGAGAAUCUGGCUGCAGAUCCUUCCAAGGAAAAGAACAUUGCUGGAGAGCUGAAGAUUUCGGAGGUGGUCAGCUCUGCAGGGUCCCUGAAAGUCACAAUUCAGCAGAGCAGCGAGAACCGAGCCAUCAGCACCACAGCCCUAAAGCCAGCCUUCUGGACCUCUGAGAUGGGGACAGCCGAAGGCAGCCCCGAGGCUACCCUGAAAUUCUACUGCUACAUAUGCAAGACUAACUGUUACAAUCAACAGAAUUUCCAGGCGCACAUGGCAGGAGCUCAGCACCAGCAGCGCCUUCGAGAGAUCCAGCACAUGAGCAACAUCUGCCUUGUCUCGUUGUUGCCUGUGGUGAAGGAGCAGAAACCACUGGCUGAGGAAGAUGGAGAGAGCCAGCAGCGGUGGUGUAACACCUGCCAGGUACAUUUUACAGGUGACCUGAUCAAGCAUCGUCGGACUCAGGAACACAAGCUUGCCAAACGCUCCCUCCGCCCCUUUUGCAUGUUGUGCAGCCGGCACUUCAAGACUCCACGAAAGUUUGUGGAGCAUAUGAAGUCUCCAGAGCAUAAGCAGAAGGCCAAAGAGGUGAAGUUGGGGGAGAAGGAGCAGGCUGGGCCGGAGGAUUCUGAGGAGCUCAUAACAGUCGAUGCUGUUGGUUGCUUUGAAGAUGACGAGGAAGAAGAAGAGGAAGAAGAAGAAGAGGAGAAACAGGGAAAUGCUGGAGAUGAGGGAUCCUCUGAAGUAGGACAGCUGGAUAAGGAAGAGUCUCUCAUCAAGCAGGAAGCAGCACUGGAAGAUUCUGGAGGGAGGGAGGAAUACUCUCCAGAUACCAUCUAUGGCCUGGAUUUUGUAGUGCCUGUGGUAGGGUACCUCUGCCGGCUGUGCCACAAAUUCUGCCCUAACGACACUGCUGCCCAACUUGCCCACUGCAAGUCCCUGAUGCAUUUUGAGAAUCUCCAGCGGUACAAAGCCAUGAAACUCCAGCCUGCUACUGCAUUUGUGGACACAUCCAUCUAUCCCCAGCAGGGGCUGAGUGACCUGCAGGCUCCUCCUCCUGCUGCUGCUGCUGCUGCUGCUACCACUGCCGCCAUUGACAAGAUGGAUGGUAAAACAGAGGCUCCUAGUGUAGGAAAGCAAAUCACGGUGUUAAUGGAAGCAUGUCAGUCUUCAAGAGAGGAGACUUCCGCCGCAGCGCAGAGGCACAGUUGUAAUAGAUGAGGUGUGUGGAGCCCUGCCCAUCACGUAGGAGGGAGGAGGUGCAAGGGCCACCUCCCGGCUGCUAGCAAUAGCUCCUUGGGGGGAGAGGCCGCUGCUGCUGCUGUAGGGGAAGGAUCAGGACUUCCUGUGAAGGUGGAAGAGUUCCACGGUUGUAGGGAGGGUCUCGGCAGAUGUUGGAGCAGGUGCAUCUGCAAAAGGCUGAGGCCAGGGAAAUGAAGCGGAUCCCCCCUCCCAGCCCCAAGGGGAGCCCUCUUUUCAUCACAGCCGGUUGGCUAAGUAGAGGGCCAGAUUAAGCUGCCUGUUUGGUGGGAGGGGGAGCUUUCCCUUCGUUUAAUUUUUUCUUUUCCUGGAAAAGCCUUAUUCCUUUUCUGUCCCCCCCCCAUCUUUUCACCCCUCGUCAUCUCCUUUUAGAGAAAUAAAAGUAUGCUGUAGUU